AUGCUGACUGCGGCCUGGGCGCUGGGCGGCGGGCAGGUGCGCUACUCGGUGCCGGAGGAAGCCAAGGCCGGGACGGUGGUGGGCCGGCUGGCGCAGGACCUGGGCCUGGAGGCGGGCGAGCCGGAGGCGCGUCGGCUGCGGCUGGUGGCGCAGGGCCGGCGGGCGAGCGUGGAGGUGAGCGGGGCGAGCGGGGCGCUGGUGGUGAGCUCGCGGCUGGACCGGGAGGAGCUGUGCGGGAAGAGCGCGCCGUGCGCCCUGCGGCUGGAGGUGCUGGUGGAGCGGCCGCUGCGCGUCUUCCACGUGGAGCUGGAGGUGACCGACAUCAACGACAACGCCCCGCUCUUCCCUGUGAACGAAGAAGCCUUUACAAUCGCGGAAAUGUCGCUGCCGGGUUCUCGGUUGCCGCUGGAGCGCGCAUCGGAUGCAGAUCGCCAGAGCCGGAGCCUGUGCGUGGCGGAGGGCGCGGGCAAGAGCGACCUGAUGGUUUUCAGCCCCAACUUCCCGCCGCCGCCCGGCCCCACGACAGAAAACGGUUCUGCUGGGAAGGGUCUGUCUGUCUCCCCACUUGCUUCAGGCGCGCGGGGUCCCUGCACCUCCGUCGGCGGCUCCGCGCUGGCGACUUGGGCUCGGUCCGAGGAGGAGCUCCGGUCUUCCUCAGUCCGCGGGCAGAUCCUAUUUACUGUGGGGCUGCCGUCAGUGUACGAGCUUUUCACGUGCUUCUUUCCGGGUGGAGAUGAGGGCUGGGGCUGCCGGUGGGUCCGGGGACAGCGGCCACCGCGGAGAGCUCAUCGGUUCCCCUCGGAGGAGAAACCGCAGGGCUGUCGCUCCGUCUCCUCCCCCGAACGGAUUCAGCCCCUUCUGCUGCCUCCCGCUGAAGCGCUGUGUCCUAAUUUAACACGACUGGGCGCCCCUCCGUUCUGGUGGGCGCCCCUGGGAUUCUCCCAAGCCUCGAUACCGAGCGGGACGUAUCCUGCAAACCUCUGCCGAAGGCACCGCUCGGCGUCUGCACCGCCUCUGAUGCGUUGCCCGCGGAAACGGCGCCUUAAAAUCAUCGCUGACGUAGACGAUGAUGUUGAAACACGAGCGGCUCUUCGAGUGGUGCAGCCGUGUGCUCCACAGCCCCGAGCGGCGGCGGCGGGCGCAGCGCGGCGGAGCGGAGGUGCUGCCUCUCCCCGCACGGCAACCGGCGGCGCGGAGGGGAGGCGGGGGGAGGGAGCCGCCGCGGAGCCUUCCGCGCCUGCAGCCAACUUCUCGCCUUGCCGCCGGUGCUCCCCGGUGCCGUUCGCUUCGCGCUGGGAACUUGCGGUGUUUGCUGAAAUUUUGGAUUAUGUUCCUGCUGAGCCGGUCUGCGGGGAGCUGAGCAGGGGAGGAAGAAUGCGGGUCUAUUUAAUGAUCUUCUGUCUUAUUUGCUGCACCGCGAACGGGCAAGUAGUGUAUUCCAUUGCCGAGGAAACAGAGCGUGGAGCAUCUGUUGGGAACAUCGCAAAGGAUCUAGGAAUAGAUGCAGCUACACUUUCAGCUCGGAAAUUUCGCAUGAUCACCGGUUCAAGUAAGCAAUAUUUUAAUAUAAAUGCAAGCACGGGGGCUUUGUCUGUUAACGAGCCCAUAGACAGAGAGCAGCUUUGUGAAUUAAAGUCUGUCUGUCUUCUGAAUUAUGAACUUGUGUUAGAAAACCCUCUAGAGCUUUAUAGGAUGGAAUUUAAAGUCUUGGACAUAAAUGACAACUCCCCCAGCUUUCCCUUAAGUGAAUAUCAUAUAAACGUGCCUGAGUUCCUGUCACCCGGGGCACGGUUUACACUCCCCAACGCCCAAGAUCUUGAUGAAGGUACCAACAGUGUCCAGAAUUAUACUCUGAGUCCUGAUGAGCAUUUCCAUUUGGAAAUGCAGACACGCGGGGACGGGAGUAAAUAUCCUGAAUUGGUGCUGAAGAAAGCCUUAGACAGGGAGCAGCAAGCCACUCACAGACUUGUCCUUACAGCCAAAGAUGGUGGGGAUCCUCCAAUGUCCAGUGAUGUUCCAGUCAUUGUGACUGUGUUGGAUACCAAUGACAAUGCACCAGAAUUUGAGCACUCAGUCUACAGGGCGAGUAUAUUGGAAAACUCCCCCAGUGGCACUUUGGUAGUGCAAGUGCAUGCCACAGACUUGGAUGAAGGUCCAAAUGGAGAGAUCAGGUAUUCAUUUAGCAAUACUACUUCUGCUGAUCUACAGCAAAUGUUCUUUAUUCACCCGCACACUGGGGAGGUGACAGUCAAUGGCGUUUUAGCUGUUCAGAGACCUCUCCUCGAGAUGCUUAUUGAGGCAAGGGAUAACGGGGCAUUUGGCAUGUCCAGCACAGCUAAGCUCCUGGUGGAAAUCACUGAUGUGAACAAUCAUGGCCCAGAGAUAACAAUUACAUCCCUUUCCAGUCCCAUUCCUGAGGAUGCUGUUCCUGGCACAGUGAUAGCUCUGCUGAGUAUUUUGGAUAAGGACCCUGGGGAGAACGGGAAAGUAACCUGCCAGAUCCCUGAUAACCUUCCCUUCCAGUUAAAACCUUCCCUUGAAAACUACUACAGCCUGGUCACCAGCGGACUUUUGGACCGAGAGCUGAUCAGUGGGUACAACAUCACCAUUACUGCCACAGACUUGGGCUCUCCACCCAUCACCACUCAGAAGACCCUUUGGGUGCAGAUUUCUGAUGUGAAUGAUAACCCCCCUGUCUUCAGUGCUGACACAUGUGAUGUGUUUGUGGAGGAGAACAAUCCACUUGGUGCUUUUCUCUACCAGGUCUCAGCCUCUGACCCUGAUAUGGGGGAGAAUGGACGGGUCUCUUACAUGCUCAGGAAUUCCACAGUUGCAGGCAGUACCCUGGCCAGCUUUUUGUCUGUGAGCUUGGCCAACGGGAGCAUCUAUGCAAAACGUGCCUUUGACUUUGAGCAGCUUAGGAGCUUCUAUUUCCAAGUGGAAGCCAAGGACAAUGGGUCACCAGCCUUGAGUGCUGCCAUAACUGUGAAUGUUUACAUCUCAGACCAGAAUGACAAUGCCCCAGCCAUCCUGUAUCCCACCAGCCAGAAUGGCUCAGUAGCUGUGGAAGUUGUGCCCCGCCUGGCUGAUGAGGACUACCUAGUGACGAAAGUGGUGGCAGAUGAUGAGGACAAUGCGCAGAAUGCCUGGCUUUCCUAUCACCUUGCCCACUCCUCCGACUCUACCCUGUUCCGCUUGGCACCACAUUCUGGUGAGCUGCGCACCACGCGCUCCAUGCGCUCCACUGACUUCCUCAAGCACAAGGUGGUUGUGGUGGUGCGGGACCAUGGGGAUCCGCCGCUCUCGUCUACUGUGACAGUGGGCAUCCUGCUGGCUGACACCCUGCCCCAGGCACUACCGGACUUUGAUGACAGCAGGGAGCCACCACCACUGCUCAAUGCUACAAACAUCUACUUGAUUGUUUCCCUUGCCUGUGUCUCCUGUAUCUUUGCAGUGUUCCUCCUCUUUCUUGCCAUUCUGCGUCUGUGCCACUGCCAGACUUGCUGCUGCAGUGGCUGCUGCUGCCCAGCUGAUGAGUAUGAAAAGUAUUGCUAUAGCGUGCACAUGCUUCCCAGCUCCCACCUCCCGCCAGACAUGCUGGAGGUCACUGGUGUGGGUAAACUGACGCAUACCUACUUGUACAGGGCAUCUGUAGGUCUUGGGCCUAGUAACAGCAGCAUCCCAAACGGUGAUGCUGGGAACAUUCCCAGUGGUUCAAGGUUGCAAGUGCCAGGACCCUGCAUCCAAGUGCAGCAGGUCCAAAGUGAUCGGUUGAGUGCUGUCCUCAUGCUUCAGCAGCGAAGCUGGGGCGGAGACGAGGGGCGGUGGCGGUGCGGGAGCCGCACCCCUCCCGGCUCGGCAGCAAGAGCCCGCCGCCACCGGGAGCGAGGGGCCCGGCUCACCGAGGGGCCGCAACACGUGGGUGAGGACGGUGCGGCGGGGCAGGGAGUGCGGGCUCCGGCCGGCAGCGGGCUCCGGCAGGCAGGCGGGCCUCCGGCAGGCAGCGGGGGCGGCUCCCGCCGGCAGCCGUGCCGCUGUUCCCUGCCCAGGUGCUGA
This is a messenger RNA of Haliaeetus leucocephalus (bald eagle), 4056 nucleotides long. RefSeq names its product protocadherin alpha-C1-like. Gene Ontology annotation, biological process: homophilic cell-cell adhesion. Gene Ontology annotation, molecular function: calcium ion binding. Gene Ontology annotation, cellular component: plasma membrane. The record is from RefSeq and is a predicted model, not a curated record. Lineage: Eukaryota; Metazoa; Chordata; Aves; Accipitriformes; Accipitridae.